ACCUGCACACAGUCUCUCCUUGUUCAGAGCUAUUCAACCUCCUGCUGAUCCCAGUACCCCCCACCCCUAUUUAAGGCUACAGAGAGGAAAUCCUAAGGAGGAAAUUUUCCCUUCGAGUCUCCAGCAACGUUUUGGUGACGUAUUAAGUGGGCGGAACUUGAGUCUACCAAGAGAGGGAAUCACUAUUCAAGGGUACUGCAUAUACAAUCCAGGCCAGCUGCAGCUGGUUACUGCAUUUCUCCAUGUGGCAGACAGAGCAAAGCCACAGUGCUUUCUCUGCUGGAUUACAGAUAGCCCACAGACCAGAACUUCCACUCUACUACUUAAAAUUGCAUAGGUGGCUUGUCAAAUUCAAUUGAUUGGUGUUGUAAGAAGAAAAAGAAGUUCCUUAUUACAGCUUGGAUUUAACGGUCCAUAAAAAAAAAUGAAGUUGCCAUUAAAGUCACAGACGAACAAACUUCUAUGCUGAUUUUUAAAAGCAAGAACAAGAGCAGCAAGUUUCUGGGUCUGCUUUAUCAACAGAUAAAAAAAGACAACAUACAACCUCAUUUCAAAAUGAAGGCUUUUAUCUGGACCCUAAGUGUGCUAUUCGUCCUACUAAUGGGCGCUGGACAAUGCAGAGGAGGACAGUUCAAAAUAAAAAAAAUAAACCAGAGGAGAUACCCUCGUGCCAUAGAUGGUAAAGAGGAAGUAAAGAAAUGUGCGUAUACAUUCCUGGUACCCGAACAAAAAAUAACAGGGCCAAUUUGUGUCAACACCAAAGGGCAAGAUGCAGGUACCAUUAAAGACAUGAUCACCAGGAUGGACCUUGAAAACCUGAAGGAUGUGCUCUCCAGGCAGAAGCGGGAGAUAGAUGUUCUGCAAUUGGUGGUGGACGUAGACGGAAACAUUGUGAAUGAGGUAAAGCUGCUGAGAAAAGAAAGCCGUAACAUGAACUCUCGUGUUACUCAACUCUAUAUGCAACUAUUACAUGAGAUUAUCCGUAAGAGGGAUAAUUCACUCGAACUUUCCCAGCUGGAAAAUAAAAUCCUCAACAUCACCACAGAAAUGUUGAAGAUGGCAACAAGGUACAGGGAAUUAGAAGUGAAAUAUGCUUCCUUGACUGAUCUGGUCAAUAACCAGUCUGUGAUGAUCACUCUGUUGGAAGAACAGUGCUUGAGGAUAUUUUCCCGACAAGACCCCCAUGUGUCUCCUCCUCUUGUCCAGGUAGUGCCACAACAUAUUCCUAACAGUCAUCAAUACACUCCAGGUCUGUUGGGAAGUAAUGAGAUACAGAGGGAUCCCAGUUUUCCCAGAGAUUUAAUGCCACCACCUGAUCUGGCAACUUCUCCCACCAAAAGCCCUCUCAAGAUGCCACCAGUAACUUUCAUCAGUGAAGGACCUUUCAAAGACUGUCAGCAUGCAAAAGAAGCUGGACAUUCAGUCAGUGGGAUUUAUAUGAUUAAACCUGGAAACAGCAAUGGACCGAUACAGUUAUGGUGUGAGAACAGCCUGGAUCCUGGGGGUUGGACUGUUAUUCAGAAAAGAACAGAUGGCUCUGUCAACUUCUUCAGAAAUUGGGAAAAUUAUAAGAAAGGGUUUGGAAACAUUGAUGGAGAAUACUGGCUUGGGCUGGAAAAUAUCUAUAUGCUGAGCAAUCAAGAUAAUUAUAAGUUGUUGAUUGAAUUAGAAGAUUGGAGUGAUAAAAAAGUCUAUGCAGAAUAUAGCAGCUUUCGCCUGGAACCUGAAAGUGAAUUCUACAGACUGCGCCUGGGAACUUACCAGGGAAAUGCAGGGGAUUCUAUGAUGUGGCAUAAUGGUAAACAGUUCACCACACUGGACAGAGAUAAAGAUAUGUAUGCAGGAAACUGCGCCCACUUUCAUAAAGGAGGAUGGUGGUACAAUGCCUGCGCACAUUCUAACCUAAAUGGAGUCUGGUACAGAGGAGGCCACUACAGAAGCAAGUACCAAGAUGGAAUUUUUUGGGCCGAAUACCGAGGCGGGUCAUACUCCUUGAGAGCAGUUCAAAUGAUGAUCAAGCCUAUUGACUGAAGAGCCUCUAACUUAAAUAACACAGAACUCUGCAUUUUUCAGUUUCUAAAACUGUAAAUGUUACAUGUGUAUUAUUUUGCACAAUUCAUUCCUACAGAUAUAGUUUUUUAAAUGAAUUUUACUAUAACUAUUAAAAGGGGAUUCAUUGAUGUAGCUUCAUGUUCCCUCAAUAUAAUGAAGAUUAUUUGUAUCCAUCAUCCCAGUUAUUUUAAAAAUUAUACUGACUAAAUACAGGCGAAGUUUGUUUUCUAAAAUGUAAAUAUAUGCCACAAUGUAAAGCAAAUCUUAGUUUAUUUUAACUCAAAAUUGAACACAUGUUCAAGAUCCUUAGCAAUUUAUUUAAAAACUUUAUGAGAUUGCUCUAACUUCCAAUGGAAAAAUAAUUUUAAGAUUUCAGCCAAGUAAUACAUUUUAUUUAUAAAAUUAUAGACAGGAAAUUAGAGAAAACUCUAGUUUUGCCAAUAGAAAAUACAUUUUGCAUUGAAUAAAAGUUAUUUCAAAUUGACUUUGUGCCUUUUACAUGAAGUGAUCAAAUCUGAAUUAAUGUAUUUUAUUUAUGCUAAUUUCCCCAAAGAAUUAAGUGACCCACAAUAUUAAAAUACAUAUUUAUAAAACAGAAAUGUAUGCAUUAUUUAAAUGAUCAGUUUAUUAAAAAGUACACAAAUGAAUUUUUCAAAAUUAUCUUCAUAUGGUUUUCUUAACACCAAAAUCUCCUGAAAUACAUUUUAUAAGAAAAAUAUUGAUAUUACAAAAAUGGAGAAUAUUUAGUCAAGUCAUGGUUUUACAGAUCUGAAUUAAAACUCUAAGUUUAUUAAUUACCCUUCUCCACCAAUUUACUGAUCCUUAUUAUGUGGAAAAAAACCUGUCUGCUCUUCAAGUGAGAAAGCUUGGACAGCUUUAUAAGCAUUACUGCAUACUUAGGGGCGGACUAAACUAACUUCAAGGAACUGUUAGAUUAUUUUCCCAAUACUGAGAUUCAAGAGCUCCAAAGCAGAAUCCACAGGGGUUUUGGCUAGUCCAAACUGCUAAUUCCACUUUAUAGUCUGUGUGUCUUUAACUCAUUUUGCAACUAACAAUUUUAUCACCAACCUUCUGGAAUAACUACCUUCUAGAAACAUAUUCACUGCUUACAGCCGACCUUCCCUUUAAGCAUUUGUCAAUUAAAUUUUAGAGAAGUCUCAUGACACUUUUCGCUUAAGCAAAAAGAAAACACAAUCAGAACUGAAGUUAAUCAUUUGAAUAAGUCAAAUCCACCAAAAUGACCAAUGUUGUCCUCUGUUACACCUCAAAAUUAAAGUUCUGGUGAAAGAAAUGAGAAAAGCAAAAUCUUACAGAGGUACUAAGCUUUGUUUACCUGUGGUCAUGUUAAAUUGGUUUUGGAAUCCCUUACAACCACUUCCAUAACCAAAAAAAUCUGUUAUUAGAUUUCUGGGAGGAAUUAUGCAUCUAAUUAUUGUAUCAAAUCUUAACUGAAUAAAACUUUACUAGGGCAUUUAAUUUACUGACAGAACUAGAGCAUUUCAUUUACACAACGAAAAGCCUAUCAGUAAGAUAGAGAGGAGUAUAAAAGUAGAAUGAUGUGAAAGUCAACGUACAAACUAGAAAACUGGGCUGAAAGCUACACUGUCUCGGCUGCUGGACCUGCUCUGCUCUCAUGUAUAGAGACGAUACAGAUCAGUUCUGGAGUUCCUGGAGAGCUUAAGAAUAAUUUACGCAAGUGAGUUACUUGAGAGCACAGAACGAGAAGCACUAUUACAUGAUGGUUGCGUGUAGGUCCUAAUGUCAGAGCUGCUUGGGUUUGCGGCCCACUCUACCACUUUCCUAGCUGUGUUACGGUGGGCAGUUUAUAUACUCCUGCCUCGGUUUUCUUAUCUGUAACAUGGGAAUAACAAACCCGUGAUUACUGUGAAAAUCAAAUGAGGUAAUACACGUGGUAAAAAAAUUAUUUAGAAUAAUGCCUGAUACAAGUGAGGGCUCAGCAGACUUUAGCUAUCAAACUACUACUCAUCUAUGUACUCUCUGCAGCACCUAUUAAGGUGCCUUUUAUAGAGCAGGGGAUCAAUAAGUGUUCAGGCAUAAAGUUAUAUUGAUCCAUGACCUUCAUGUGAGAACCUAACAAAUCAAUAAGUGUUCAAGCAUAACAUUAUAUUGAUCCAUGAACGUCAUCUGAAAACCUAACAAACCUAUGUCAACUGUUAUGGCAGGUAGUUAAGAGACUGGGCCUUAAGAAAAGAAAGAUUAAGGCAAGAAUAGCCACAGUAGGAACUUCAGCCUUAUGAGGCUCUUGUGAGAGAUUAAAUAGGUCACUUGUGUGGUAGGUAAGGAGCUACUUCACAGAUAACUUAGGAAUAAGGAUGUGACUGCUUUACCUUUGGUAAGAUAGAGCUAUCAACUUGGAGCUUAUUUACAGGAUUUUUAUGUUCAGUUAUUUUUAAUAAAUGAAAUGAAGCUUAUCCUCAAAAUGAUUUAGAUUUUAUUCUGUACUCAAUGGGAAGCUAUCAACACCUAGGAAUCUUGGCAUCACUGAAGCAGACUUUUGUAACUUGAGACUGUGGAUAAUGCCACUAUUAGACACCAUCCUGAGAUUUAGUAGAUAUCUAUAGAUAACCUUAUCCUCAGGCUCCAAGUCUGGUAGAGCAUAAAGAGCAAAUUUGUGUUCAAUGUUCACUAGACUCUAUGAGUCAUGAUAUGACAGUGCUAAUUCUCUAGCAUUAGAUUUCUUAGGACUCCUACUAGUAAUGAUUAUAGUAAGCCUAUAAAAACUUCUACAAUCAUAAAAAUGUUUUAAAUUACUUGUAAACCUAUACUAGUAUGAUUUUUAUGUGCUUAACAGUAAGUUAAAGAUUAUUAUACCAUAACAAAUUUUGUCUUUUAUUUUAGUGUCUGUGAAAUACAACCAAGUUAAGAAUGAUUUCACUUGUAAUGCCAAGACCCUUCCUCCCUCCCCUUAAAAAGCUACCUAAAAAAUAUGUUUAGUUUUUAUUUUUAUCAGUGAGGCUAAGUUACUACAUUUUAAUUCCAUUGAUAAUUAAAGGAAAGAUUCAAGAUUGAACUCAAAAUUUUAAUCGAUUCCCAAAAUAUAAUUUUAUAAAGCUUUCUUUGAACUAUAAAGUUAUAAUGCCUAUCUUCAUAGCAAGUCAAUUUAACCUCCCUUGUCUCAGUUUAUUUGUAAAGUAUGAAAAAUAAUACCACUUACCUUAUAAAACUGUUAAGAAUUAGCUAAUUUAUGUAAAGUACAAGGUGUACAUUUAGGAUUAAAUGCUGAAUAAAUGUUAGUCAUUAAGAUUUUUAUUAUUAUUAUCCUUUAAGGUUUGUUCAAAAAAUUGCAAAACAAAUUAUUGAAAUAUCAACAAUUGGAAACACCACUGGCAAAGCUGUUGGAACUGCUGGAAAUCUGAUUCUGUUUAUGAUUAUAAUACAGAUCUGUGUAGCUACAAUUUUUUCUUUUUUUAAAGAUACAGGUUUUUAAAGAAAAACUAUGAAUAUGGGAAAGAAAUUAAUGCAACCCUAUCCUUAGCCUUUUUAUAUAACAAGCCUUUGAGCACUCUAAAAUAAACUUUAGGGAAAAAAAAUACCAUUAAGGAAUGCUGAAGGAAUUUUAAAUAUAUAAAAAAGAAUGAGGAUAAAAAAGGAUAUAAAUGAGGUAAUGGAAAAUGGGGAUGCAGUUCUGGCUAAAGAAAAAGCUAGGGCUAGCUGCCAUUUGGUCAGAACGCAUUCUUGGAUUCAAAAGAAAAUGACUGAACAUGCUUUACUGCUGUUCUCGAAUACAGUAUAUAACCUAAUGAGAGCAAGGUAAAGUAAUCUAUGGUAUAUAUUCUACAAAUCAAACCAAAGAAAGGAAACUGGAAUAGAACUCUUAAAAUAUUAAAAUCUAAUGACAUUUUUUGACCACGACAUUUUUGAGGCCACUGUCAGAGCCUUUUAUAUAUUUAACCAUGUAAAAUUUCACUGAAGGGUUAAAAAAUAAAUCCCAAUUUCCUGGAAGCUUUGGAAUUAUGUGAAUAUAAAGGUGAAUAAAAAGCUUUUCUUUUUGAAACUAUUUGUACACAGAUUGGUAGCAAUUUCUACAACUAAAGAACUGUAUUCUACUGAGAGAUCAAGAUAGGUAAAACUACUGAAAAAUAAGAGGAUCAGAUAAAAAUCUGAAGAUCCUUGUAAGUUUAGGCACAAUUUAAACAUUUCACUAGCUGUGAUGAGGACACGACUAACAAGGCCUGCAAUUGCAAUGAUAUAUACCUCUUCAGUGACAAAGGAAACAGAGUAUUUACAAGGUAAUGAUAUCCGCUUGAGCCUCUGGUAUUAAGGAGAUGUAAAAUUCCAUAAAGCCAGGGGCAAAAUCCACUUUGUUUUCUGUCCCUGCCAGGCCCUGCCUUCUAGCCCCAACUUGGGACCAGAGUGCAAGGUGGGAUUGCAGGAUGCUCACAUGACACCUAUGUGCUUCCCUGGGCCAAGAGGACACUAGCCCUCUGGGCUUAAAGAGGAAGGGGGCCAGUGUAUGCAGCUUGCCAGGGACCCCACCUCCCCUCACUUGGGCGCCUGUGUGUUGGGUGUGGGGAUUCUUCCUGUGGGGCCAAAGCCCUGAGCUAGGUCAGUAGCCUCCACCCGCUUGCUCUUACCCGGCCACAUGCCCGCCCCUAGAUGCAGACUGCUUUGAACUACAGCUGUUCGACUUGGUUUUGUUUGCACCGACGUAAAAAAAAGUGCUAACAAGGAAAGCAAUGGGAGAACCCUGGGGAGGACCAGGCUCCUGAGCUUCCUGCGCCUCCAGGAUGGGCUCCGUGCUCCAACUGGAAGCCCUGGCCGCCUGCGCCUUCUCUCAGGACCUUGCCUGCGGGGGUGCUGGGCCGCGGCUGCGCCUAUGUGUACACCCAGCAUCGCGCCGCCUGUGUCUGAGGUCUUGUAUGUCAAAAUAAAGCCGCUACAAACUGAAAAAACAAAACCAAACCAAAAAAAACCCCAAGCGUACUGCUAAGCAAAUGCUGGUUAGCCAGCUGAUGCACCACAAGAAUGGGGAUGGGUAGGAAGAUGAUGAAUACAAAAUGCCACACAAUAACUUUAUUGUAUUUAAAAGGAAUAAAAUGACUGAAGCAUUGGGAAGAGCCAGAAAGAUAUCAUUUAAUUAAUUAAUCCAACCAACAAAUACUACUAAGUAUCUACUUUUGUUGAAGCUAGGGAAAAAGCCUUGAACCAAGACGAAUAAUGGCUCACACACUACUGAGGAGGAGGCAGAUUAAUGAAAACAUCAUAAUGAAAAUAAAACGGUGCUUUUCAGAAUGAUGGAUCACUAUAUAACGGAAGAUUAUAAGGCCAACUUUUCUUUCUCCAAAAAAAAAAAAGCCUAUUUUGAAAAUCUAACAUAUCAAACUGAAAAAAGUCAAGUAUGGGGGGGGCUCUCUCUACCAGAGUGAGGAGUCAUACCUACAUUCAUCUAAACAUAUACUCACAUCCUACAGAAGAGCAGGGGACUUUACAAAAACUUCUCUGCUUCUACUUAAUAGAAAGCAAUAUACAGAACUACAAGUUACUUAUAUCCAUAGUUUUAAAAAUAUGCUUUCUUUCCAGAAAACACCAAAGCUGGUUGAUCUCCUGCAUCUUCCCAAAAUUACAUGAAUAAAAUAGAAAUGAGGCUAGAAAAUGCACAUAAACGAAGAUAUUUGUUUCAUAUAUUUAAAUCAUUUUUGCACAAUAUUCUGUUUUUCUCUCUCUUCAGCAAGGCAAAGCUACCCAUGCCAAAUUCUUCAAUAAGCCCCAUAAGAUUUUCCUCCAGUGACAAGAACAAAUGAGUGCUGUUAAUGAUUUUCAGAUUUAAAGCAAUAAUUCUCAUAUAAAACAGUUUUUUCCUUGAGACUUGCCAAACUACUCCUCUCCAGAAAAACUGUAUCCUUAUUCUAAAAAUUUUUCACUAUAUUGUCCAGGCUGACUAAUUUUUACCUUGAAUGGAAACCAAUGGAAGAGACAAUCUUUCAAGGGAUUAUGAGGUAAAAGCCAAGAAAACAUUUUCUGUUGCUUACAAUUUAACCCAAAUGUACAGAUACAUUUGGCAGUAUCAAAAUAAGAGGUUUUCAGCAUAUAAACCCCCACCUCCUUUUUUUAAGCUUCACAAGGACUGGUUAGUUUUGAUCAUAAUUUUUGGGGCAAGAACACCACUAGUUUGGACCAUACCUCUUAUGGUAAGAAAAAGAUGACUAGUCUUCACCUUUCCUCUAUGCACUACAGAUUCUAUUGACAAUAUUCCUUCCAUAAGAACAUUUGCCAAAAUAACUGUAUGAAGGGUACUAUUAUGCAAAUUAUGUGUACUUGAAAGAGGGACAGCUAAAUAGAAGCUACUAGUUUGUAUAAUGAUUAUCACCUUUCUAAUGUGUUCAGGGCAAGUUCUGUUCAAGACAAGGCCUAAUUUCCUCUGAGUAGGAAAGGGUUCCACAACCAAGACAAUUUAAAAACUAUGAUCCCAAUUCGUUUUAAAUUAGAAUAAAAUAUGAAAAAGUAAAUACUAACAGGAUACAAACUGAAAUCUUCAUUCUUCAAAACAUUCAGUAUUGAAGAUAGGGAAUGAAAAAACAAACCAGUCAUCUAUGAUGUAAAUAAAAAUCAAGUAGUCAAAAAAUUGUGUAAACUGAAAAUAUUUCACAUUUUCUUAGAAAAAGCAUGGAUGUUUUGAUAAAAUACACUUAAUCCCAAGGUUUGCUAUAAAAUAAAACUGUCAUUACAUUAAAAGGACAAUCUUCAUGCUGAAAACAAACAAAACUGAGACGCAAUAACUUAUCUGACAACUGUUUGGUUUUCCUUUCCUAAGUCUACCAAACGUUUAUGAUAAAUGUUCCACAAUCACCUCACAAUCUCAGAUGCUUCUUCACAAGCUAGUACAGGGAUGAAUAAUUACAUAAAGACUAUGAAUAUACAAAAUUAUGUAGAUCCUUAACAUAUAAAUCAAGUACAAAAAUCAAAUGAAUAUUCAUAUUUGACCUGAUUGUUUAUAGGUCAUAUUGCAUGAUCAAAAC
This is a messenger RNA of Manis javanica (Malayan pangolin), 9029 nucleotides long. Lineage: Eukaryota; Metazoa; Chordata; Mammalia; Pholidota; Manidae. The record is from RefSeq and is a predicted model, not a curated record.